This is a messenger RNA of Emiliania huxleyi CCMP1516, 714 nucleotides long. RefSeq lists its product as hypothetical. The record is from RefSeq and is a predicted model, not a curated record. NCBI's taxonomy places the organism in Eukaryota, Haptophyta, Isochrysidales, Noelaerhabdaceae. The transcript has a single exon. The coding region runs from base 1 to 714 and encodes 237 amino acids.
AUGUCGUCGCUUUCGCUGAAGUCUCCGUCGCCGCUCUGUACACCCAAGCUCGACGAGAUUUAUCUCCGCUCCGCUGACUCGCGACGGUCCUCGGGCUCGCAAUCGCCGCUUCGCGAGCCGCCCUCGCCGUUGCCGAUGGCUUCGCCUCGGCCCGGGGCGUCCCUCGCGACCGCCGACCGGCGCGGCGUGCACGCGCUGGAGCGUUUGGGCGAGGCGCUCGACGCGGCGCUCUCCACCGGAGUCGCCUUUGUCCUCUUGCUGUGGGCAAAGCGGAGCGUCUUCUAUGAAGUGCUGAUCCGAGUGGUGAGGCUCCUUCUCUUUGUCGCCCUGCUCAUCCCCGGGUGGAUCCCGGCGACGGCGCACUACCUCUACGGCGCCGGCGUCAGCCGCGGCGUGCGGUACGGCCCCUCCUCCCGCCACAAGCUCGACGUCUAUUCGCCGGUUGCCGCGGUGCACCCGCCUCCUCCGGACGGCUUUCCGACGGUGCUCUUUGUGUGCGGCGGCGCGUGGAUGAUUGGGUACCGCAUGUGGGCCUUCCUGUUUGGGUGGGUGCUGCAGCGCAACGGCGUGCUCUGCCUGGCGAUCGACUACCGCAACUGGCCCCAAGCGACCAUGCCGGAGAUGGUUGCCGACGUCGAGCGCGCGCUGCGCUGGGCGCAGGCCAACGCGGCGUCGCUGGGUGGCGACGUGCACGGGCGCGUCCGCCGCUCGUAG